GACGAUUACCCAAACCGGCUGCCGCUCUACGUUCCUCCUGUUGCCCUGGUGUUUGAAGACUCUGAAAAAUUCGGCAUCUCAGACUUGGACGCAUGGGGUGAAUGGAGGACCACAGAUUCAUUCCCUAAAGCCAACGGGUUCGUCAGAUUGGGACCCAACGGACGUCCUUUCGGAUUAAGCAUGUUCCACCAAAUGCAUUGCCUUCAGAUGAUUCGCGGAGCUAUUCUUGCCGGGGGCGCAGAUUACGAUUAUGUGCAUACUAAACACUGUUUCAACCUCAUUCGACAGGCGAUCUUAUGCGCCUCAGAUACUACCCUUGACCCUCUGGAUGUCACGCUCGAUGGUAAGCUGGCGGGUGCUGACGGACUGGGACAAACGCAUGUCUGUCGAAAUUGGGAGAAGGUGUACGAGUUUGUGUAUAAGAAUCAGUUGAGUGAGGCGUGGAAUAUGAGCUCAAGCUCGGAGACAUAA
Messenger RNA from Stereum hirsutum FP-91666 SS1, 471 nucleotides. RefSeq lists its product as uncharacterized. Gene Ontology annotation, biological process: mycotoxin biosynthetic process. The annotation marks the transcript as partial. The transcript has 3 exons. The record is from RefSeq and is a predicted model, not a curated record. Lineage: Eukaryota; Fungi; Basidiomycota; Agaricomycetes; Russulales; Stereaceae.